AUGACCAAUAUCACCUCCCUCCUAGCUCUCGUAGGCCUGCUAUGCAGUCUGCUAUAUCCCGUAUCAGCUUAUAGCCGAGAUGGGAAGACCGACUGGAACUAUUUCGAAGAGUGGUUCAUGGAGGACAAAAAGCUGCGAGAGGCUAACAAGAGGACAAUUACAGACUCGGAGAACGCGCGAGGCCAACAUACAUUCUGGAAUUUGAGAAAGGCAAGCGGUAUCGGUUCAAUGGGGAUCGUCAAGGCACACAAGAACGGAAAGAAGGAAGAGCUGCGAUGUGGGAUGGUCUUCUAUUAUCCCGGCUUCUGGCAGACUAAAAAGGUCAUGGGCGAGCUCUUGUCCGACGACAUAAGGAAAUGGGCCUUUGAGCAGCCUCUCGCGGUGUCGCCCAUUUGCAACCCCGAGCCCGAUGAAGAUUGGCCGAAUCGCAAGGAGAACAUGAUCGUCUUUCACAACUACUACACGGGCCCUGCCGAACAUGACAUGUACCUCCUGCUUGAAGAUGGUCCGAUCCAGCCGGAUCCGUCCGUCCUGGUACAGAAUAUAAGCGACUUCAAGAGUUAUUCCCUGCUUUUCCCCGAUGAAGAGAGGAACCUGGUCAAAGGGUCAUUCAAGACCCCUCCCGAUGCCGGUCAAGUAUUCAAGUGGCUCAAGGAUUAUUCUAAGGAUUUUCAUGUUGGUACCGUUCCUAAUCCCUAUGUGAUGGGCAUCAGCGAUACGGCUUGGCCCGAAUGGUCUCAAGUCGAUAGGUUCUGGGGAUACAACUCCCAGGGUGAUCGUCGGGCGAAGCCGGUGGACGGCUAUCCUGCAGAAUGA
Molecule: messenger RNA, 816 nt
Organism: Filobasidium floriforme
Lineage: Eukaryota; Fungi; Basidiomycota; Tremellomycetes; Filobasidiales; Filobasidiaceae
Exons: 4
Coding region: 1-816 (271 amino acids)
Source: RefSeq, a predicted model, not a curated record